Messenger RNA from Drechmeria coniospora, 711 nucleotides. RefSeq names its product CHD5 domain protein. The record is from RefSeq and is a predicted model, not a curated record. Gene Ontology annotation, cellular component: GET complex. The transcript is spliced from 3 exons. Lineage: Eukaryota; Fungi; Ascomycota; Sordariomycetes; Hypocreales; Ophiocordycipitaceae. Gene Ontology annotation, biological process: tail-anchored membrane protein insertion into ER membrane. Bases 1 to 711 code for a protein of 236 amino acids.
AUGUCGACCCUCUUGCUCGUCAUCUUCGCCAUCGAGCUCGUGGCCCACCUGGUCAACGCCAUCGGUGCUGCCCAGAUCAACAACCUGCUCUGGACCUUGAUCAACUACCUCCCCAUCUCGACGUCCAAGGCCGCCGCCGAGCAACGAAAGAUCCAGGUCCAGUACCUCCGCGUCCGGCGGGAGCUCAACGCGACGAGCAGCCAAGACGAGUUCGCAAAAUGGGCCAAGCUGAGGCGCCAGCAUGACAAGCUGCUCGAGCAGCUCGACGCUUCGAAGAAGGGACUGGAAGCGUCCAAGGCGCGCUUCGACAAGUACCUCACGGCGGUGCGGAUGCUCCUGACAAAGAUUCCCCAAUACCUGAUGCCGUUCUGGUACGGCAAGGAGGCCAUGUUCUGGUUGCCGCACGGCUGGUUUCCGUACUACGCCGAGUGGAUCAUUUCCUUUCCUCGUGCGCCGCUGGGGAGCGUGAGCGCGCCGUCAUGGCAGCUCGCCUGCUCGGGCUUCAUCCAGCUCAUGUCGCAGGCCCUCGUCUUCAUCUGGACGCUGCUCUUUGCGCCGACGAAGCCAACGGAGGCGAACGAGGCGAAGACGAAACAAGCCGGGCAGAAAGCUGGGGAGAAAGCUGGGCAGCAGGCAGGGCAAAAGGCGGGCGAAAAGAAAAACAAGGUGGCGGUGCCUGCGAGCACCGAAUCCCACAACAAGGAACUUUGA